Molecule: messenger RNA, 399 nt
Organism: Vespa velutina
Lineage: Eukaryota; Metazoa; Arthropoda; Insecta; Hymenoptera; Vespidae
Exons: 3
Coding region: 1-399 (132 amino acids)
Source: RefSeq, a predicted model, not a curated record
AUGAUACUUUCUUUAAUACGAAAACAGGAUAAAACUGGUGAAAUAAUUUAUUAUGAAAGACCUAACAUUACGGGGCCUAAACUUAGUAAUUAUAAAAAAAUUAAAAUGGACGCAGAAACAUGUGAAAAUUUAAGAGAUAUAUUAACCAUUUCUAAUGGUACUUUAGGAGUUGUAAAAAAAACAAGACGAUUAUUUAUGAUUGAUCAAACUCGAAUACACAUUGAUGAUGUACACGGAUUAGGUAGUUUUUUGGAAUUAGAAGUUGCUCUAAAUGAUGAUCAAGAUGUUAGUUAUGGAGAAAAAAUUACACAGGAUAUAAUGAAAAAAUUAGAUAUUGAAUCAGAACAUUUAAUUUCCGAAGCAUAUAUAGAUCUACUUAAUAAAGCUGAGAGUUUAUAA